Messenger RNA from Populus trichocarpa (black cottonwood), 1197 nucleotides. RefSeq lists its product as uncharacterized. NCBI's taxonomy places the organism in Eukaryota, Viridiplantae, Streptophyta, Magnoliopsida, Malpighiales, Salicaceae. The record is from RefSeq and is a predicted model, not a curated record. The transcript has 7 exons. The coding region runs from base 13 to 900 and encodes 295 amino acids.
AAGUCUUAGAAAAUGGGCUUUGACCAAUACUGGGCCGGGUUUCUUACCAGACCCGAACUCUUCUCUCUCUCACUUCCACCUCUUAAACCCAAAACCCUGUCUCUUCGCAAGCAAGCCGUCGCCUGCUUGUCAUUAAAUUCCAUAAAAAAAAACAUGAUCAAGAGGAGAUUUUUUAAAGCAGAGCACGGAGAGAAAGAUGAAGCUUCCUCUGAUUCAUCCUCUUCUUCGGAUUCUGAAGCUGAGGCUUCUGGAAAAUCAGAGGAUGAUGUAGUUACUGAACCAGAGGAAAACAGUGAAUCAGAGGAUGAUGAUACACUUGCUGAACCAAAAGAGGACAAUGAAUCAGAGGCUUCAUCAUCAUCAUCAUCAGGUUAUGAGAGUGAGGAUAGCUCAGCGAAUGCGAUUGACGGUGAUUCAUCAGAUGAUGAAACUGGAGAUGACAGAAAAACCCUUACUGGCAUUAAAAUAUGCAAGAAGCAAUCUAAUAUCAUGGCAAACAAGGAAUCAGUACCAGAUGAUAUUCAAGACUGUAUAUUAAAGUGCAAAUCAGUUUACAAGUGCAGAAUCUGCCCUCGAAUUAUCUGUUUGACAGAGGAGACUAUGAGGGCUCAUCUUAAUUCUAAGAGACAUUCUCGAUCUAAGAAGUUAAUGAAGGAAAAUAGGCUGAAGGUAAUGCUUAACAGUGAUGGGGAAAUUGAGAACAUGGACCAGGAGACACAUGCUGAGAGGCAUGCUCGAACUUUAGCUCUUGCACAGGGUAAACCAACAAAGAAAAAUAAAGGGCGGCAGCGGCAAAGGAAGAGAUUAAAAAAGAGGAAAGAGGGUAAUGCUGCAAGCAUGGAGAAAGCAACAUCAAAAACAAAAAGUCCUCCCAAGAAAAGGCGUAAAAAUGAGAACUGAAGAUUGUUUCAUUUCUGUUUGCAUGCUUCAAGUUUGAAAAAGGGGGAGGGGUGGGGAAAAUUGAUCCAUAGUUUCUGCAUAAUCACUAACAUGUGGUGUAUUUAUGUUGGCUUUUUGAAUCUUGGCAUGAUAGGUGCCAGUUAAGUAUUUAUGUUUCUUUGUCACCUUCAGGUUUAUGUUUGUAAGAUCUGGAAUUGCACCAGGCUCCCUUUUGUUUUGAUAGUACCGACUUUUUGCUUAACUGUGUACUUUUCUGGGAAAUCAACUGGGUACUAUGUACAACAGUGUAUUUACGCU